Messenger RNA from Musa acuminata subsp. malaccensis (wild Malaysian banana), 2302 nucleotides. Its product is annotated as truncated basic helix-loop-helix protein A. The record is from RefSeq and is a predicted model, not a curated record. Gene Ontology annotation, molecular function: protein dimerization activity. NCBI's taxonomy places the organism in Eukaryota, Viridiplantae, Streptophyta, Magnoliopsida, Zingiberales, Musaceae.
ACCACCACCACCCCCCCUCUCUGUCUCUCUCUCUCACCCUCUUUUAUUUUAAUCCCCCUCCUUGUAGCAAGCAAGCGGUUCCUUACGCCGGAGGCCGCCAUGGUCGCCCCACCGAGCACCGGUCUUCAGCAAGCGCUCCAGGCGGUGGUGCAAAGCGUUCACUGGACCUACAGCCUCUUCUGGCAGGUCUGCCCGCAACAAGGAACUCUGGUGUGGGGAGAUGGAUACUACAAUGGCGGGAUAAAGACGAGGAAGACGGUGCAGCCGGUGGAGGUGAGCACGGAGGAAGCUUCUCUUCAGAGGAGCCAGCAGCUGAGGGAGCUCUUCGAGUCGUUGUCGUCGGGUGAGGCCAACCUACCGGCACGGCGACCUUGCGCAGCCCUCUCACCGGAGGAUCUCACCGAGGCGGAAUGGUUCUACCUCAUGUGCAUUUCCUUCUCCUUCCCUCCCGGUGUUGGGUUACCAGGGAAGGCAUUUGCGAGGCAACGACAUGUUUGGCUCACGAGAGCAAACGAGGUUGAUAGCAAAGCAUUCUCGAGGGCCAUUCUCGCAAAGAGUGCUCACGUCCAGACAGUUGUGUGCAUCCCUCUCAUGGAUGGAGUUCUUGAGUUAGGUAAUAUAGAAAAGGUUGAGGAAGACAUGGCAUUGAUACAACAUGCAAAGAGAUUCUUCACGGACUACUUUGAUGUACACACAAAGCCUGCCCUCUCCGAGCAAUCUGCUUCGAAUCAAUUCGCAAGCGCAGACCAUGCACUGUAUCAUCAGCAAGCACCAAUCAUACAUCAGAUGAACAUGGAGACACAUGCUUCCAACCAAGAAGAAGAUGACGCUCAUGAUCAUAACGAAGAUUACAACGACGACGACGAUGAUGACGGCGACGACGACGGUGACGGCAGUUGUCGAUCGGAGCUUAAAGGGAUGAGAUACGGUGUUGAUGUAUCGAUGCAUCAUCCAGCGGUAGCAGCAGCAGCAGCAGCAGCAGAAGAAGAAGAAGCAAGUGAGUUGAUGCAGCUUGAGAUGUCGGAAGAUAUCAGGGUAGGCUCCGUCAGUGAUUGUUCCAAUAACUUGGACGUAGAACACAUGCCCGAUGGAGAGUCUAAAAAACAAAGACAAGAUCAUGACUUCUCUAAAAACUGGCAUUUCCUACUUGAAGAUCUUGGUAAUGGAUUUGGAUUCCAACAGUCAUUAGGGACUCAAGUUCAAGACUUCUCUUCGGAAGAUGCACACUAUUCUGAGACGGUUUCCAGCAUUCUACGACACAACAUGAAUCGAUGGGUGGAUGCGAGCUCCUUCAGCUACUUGGUUCGUUCUCACAACUCGGCGUUCUCUAUGUGGAGCUGUAAAAGAGAUCAUACGGUGUCAUCGCAAGGGAGUUCGCAGUGGCUACUGAAGAGCGUUCUCUUGAACAUCCGCGAUCGACUCUGCAAGCUUGGCGAUGGCAGAGAUGGAGAGGGUGGAAACAAGCUUCAGAAGUGUGCAACGCAGGAAGAAGUGAGUGCUAACCAUGUGCUUGCUGAGCGCCGUAGAAGAGAGAAGCUCAAUGAGAGGUUUAUGGUCCUUCGAUCAUUGGUUCCAUUUGUGACCAAGAUGGACAAGGCAUCAAUAUUAGGUGAUACGAUUGAGUACAUCGAGCAACUACGAAGGCGCAUUCAAGAUCUGGAGGGAAGAAACAGGCAGCAGUCAUCAAAGAGACAAUGUGGCUCCCAAGUGGGGAACUGCAAACUGGACGUACAAAGAAGGGUUGGUUUGUCAGCUGACAAGAGGAAACUGCAGGUGCUCGAAGGAAGCAAUGGAAUGGCCACGACAAGUGUGCAUGUCUCCAUGGCAGAAGCUGAUGCUCUCCUGGAGCUGCACUGCCCUUGCAGAGAUGGGUUGCUGCUGGACAUCAUGCAGACGCUUCAUGAGCUCGGGUUGGAGGUCUCCUCCCUGCAGUGUUCCUCCACUAAUGGCGUGUUCGGUGCGGAGAUGCGUUCUAAGAUGAAAGAGGCAUACGGAAGGAGAGUUGACAUUGUGGAGCUGAAGAAGGCGAUUCACCAAAUAAUCUCUGACCAUUAACCCUGACGGGGUAUCAAUAAAGUUGACAUGAAUGAGCAGCAAUGGCCCGCUAAUACUUGAUUACAAACAUAGAGUAUACAGCGUAACUAUUACACUAUACUGAUAUAGUGCACUCAUAUAUACUAGGAUUACUUUGUGAGAAUAAGUACAUGGAUGUGAUAUAGCACACAAAUGACCUGUUGUGUGUUCAUUAAUGGUUGCUGAGUCAGCUGAAAUAUGAAGUUAAGAACUAACUUUGGACCGGCCA